Messenger RNA from Owenia fusiformis, 2371 nucleotides. The record is from the annotation of a GenBank genome assembly. Lineage: Eukaryota; Metazoa; Annelida; Polychaeta; Sabellida; Oweniidae.
AAAAAGGAAAGCCAUAUUGAAUUAAAAAUCCAUGUACACGACUUUGGCAGGCAGCCUUCGAUAUUCUAGGGUAAUACUAGAACCUGGACGUUUAUCCUCAUAGAUUAUUUCAAUUGUCCACUACCACCGGUGAGCCAAUAAAACACCAUCUACAGGAUCGCCUGGGGAAGCCUUGAGGAUGCCCCUCAGUGAUUCAGAUGCAGAAAGUGGGUAUGGCGAAGACGCCAACACGACACAGGAAAAAGGCCCUGAGCAAAAUCUAUCUUUAGCUCCAGAGGAAGUGACUUCAAUGACACUAGACACAAAUCCUGGGCUAAUGACCGACCAACAAUUUCCCGCUCUUCUAGUUAUACCUGAAAACGACAUCAAUACACCGUUUCCUGCCCAAUGGCCCUAUUCAUCAAUAACGAAGGCGAAACUGUAUCAAGCUGCUCUUUCGUAUGUCUGUCAUUUCAAAAGACCUUUACAUAUGACUUAUUUAGGCAGAAGAGCGCAAGUUCCGGACCUACUUCUUGCCAUUACAACGGCUGGUUCAAAUGUCACAACUGGGAAAAUAGAGAAGUGUGUGAAAUCUGAAACAAAUGAUGUUGCUACUGCAAACGCUGAUUGCCAAAAUGAAGAGGAUACCACUGAAAAGCGUAACUCUGAAGAUGUGAACAUUGAUGUAGCUAUUGAAGAGUCCAACGCCAAUGCUAAAUAUUGUACAAAGGUUGUUCACAGUUCCAAUUUAAAUGAUAGCCCAAGAACUUGUAACUCAGAAGAAUGUGAAAAUGUUGACGUCGAGGAUGCUGUCACCCCAAAGUCUGAUUGCUGUAAAGAAGACAAAAUACAAAGCAUUGGCCUUGAAUAUGGAGGUGUGCAUACUAAUAUACAUGAAUCUCGCGUUGAACUCAAUUGCAAACACAAUCCCGAUGACAGUGGUGAAACACAUAAUAAUGCUCAGCUUGUAGAAGUUGUAGAAGACGACUUCGACACAGUAGACCGUGAUUUUGAUUCUUCUAUGCAUUCUCCCCUUUCUACUUUGACCUUUUCUGGGUCAAACCACAGUAGUCCUCGUGAACAGGACUUAAUUCCGGAUGAAUCUCCACUGUGUUCAGAUAUUCCUAAACCAAUGCAUAUUCCACCAUGCGUCUCGAUCCGGAAUGCAGAAAAUAUGUUGGUAAACAACAUUGAUAGAAGAAGCACAAUGCUCUUAAGAGAUCCAAGUACUAUUCAGUUUAGUGAUGUAGGAGAUGUUGAUCUAAAAGAGGACAGCGAAGUGAUAAUUGAAAAGUCAGGAGAUAACGACAACUGCGAAGCUGGUGAUAUGGACCCACCUAUACAAGCAAUGGGAAGCGAUGUGCCAAUUAAGGUUGGAAUACCACAGAAUACGAUUGAAGGCGCUAUUGCAGUGGGGAGUAACGAGUUCAUAGGAAAUGGGAACCUCCCUUUAGAACUACAGGAAGAUUAUUGGGAUGUGAGUUUAAUUUGCCUUGAUGAAGAUGAGAAAAAUGCUAGGAAGUUUGCCAGGGAAUUCGAGAAACGGUGUCAAGUAAAAAGCGAACGACCCAUAAGUGUUCGUUUUUCGUGCGAGCUGCUUUGUCAAGAUCUGUUCGAGCAACUGAACGUCUUGUUAGAAAGAGGGUCUAUUAUUUUACUUUAUAUGACAUAUGACUUUAUCAAGAACAGACUUGCUACAUAUAAGACUCACACAGCAUUGUAUGAAAGUCUAACUAAUAAAGGAAGAUGCGGUAGUCUUAUUCCAAUCUUUUACGAAACCCCCAGAAAAAACUUGGAUAUACCGACAGAAUUGCGUGUGUUGACCGGCACAAAUUGGGAAAAAGAACCCCAUCGCGAUAAUCUCGUGAGGACAUGCCUGGAAAAAACUGCUGUAACAGAUGAAAACAUGAAAGAGCUUGAAGAUAAGCGGGAAGUUGCAAGGGCAGAAAUCCGCCUUAGGUACGAUGAACAAGAAAAGGAAAAACAAAAACAAUUAAUCAGAAUAAAAUUGGAGAGGAAAGCUCGUCUCAAUGAACAAUGACAUGUCGCCAAACAUACCAUAUACGAGAAGAAGCAGGGGGGAAGGUACCAUGAAAACAUGGCUUAAAUUGCUAAAAAAUAGUGUGUUCUGUCAUAGCCUUUGGACUCCAUUUUGUAUGGAAUUCAAUACUAGUAUUGCAAUGAAAGGAAGGCUAUUUAGUGAAUAUUACGCUUUUUAUGCAGAUACUUUGUAUAAAUGUACCCUGCGAGCAUAGUCUAGUUAUAAACUAAGACGAAGCUCUCUUUUAAGAAGUGAAGUCGAACGAAUGUAAAGAGUACUAUAAAUGUACAUGCUCCUUCCAAAUGUUCGGACCUAUUAUAAAGCAAUAUUUGUGUCUAUGGUCACUGGGGG